AUGAUAUAUAAAUUUCUUGUAGCUAUUACUUUGAUAGCGCUACAUGCGCUAUCGGUAAGUGAAGCUGCAGUAAUGGCCAUCGAUUACGGAACGGAUUGGUUUAAAGUCGCCCUCGUAAAGCCGGGAAUACCUCUUGAUAUAGUGUUAAAUAGAGACUCAAAGCGUAAAACCCAAGCAGCGUUGACAAUACGUGGUGAAGAAAGAAUUUAUGGUUCUGAUGCUGUAAAUCUUGGUGCACGGUUUCCACUCAAUACAUAUUUUAGUGUCAAAAAGGUUCUCGGACGAUUGGUUGAUGAUAAGAUCAUAAAAGAUUAUCAGUCAGUAUUUCCGAAUAAAAUAGUACCAGAUCCAAUUCGUGGAACAGUUGUUUUUCAACAUAAUGAGACUACUACUUUCUCGGUGGAAGAACUUCUUGCAAUGCAAUUUGCUCAUGCCAAAGAGCAGGCCGAGGCGGCCGCUCAAGAAGCCAUUAAAGAUGUUGUAAUUACGGUACCUCCAUAUUAUAAUCAAUUCGAAAGGCAAGCAAUUUUAGAUGCUGCCGAUCUUGCUGGUCUUCAUGUUCUUACUUUGAUCAAUGAUGUAACAGCCGUUGGAUUGAACUACGCGAUUUCUCGUUUUACUUCGUUUACGGAAGAGCCGCAAUAUCACAUGUUUUAUGAUAUGGGCGCUGGUAGUACUAAAGCAAGCUUGAUAAGUUUCAAAACUUCAAAUAUAAAAGAUGUGGGACGCUUCAAUAAAACAAUCAUCAACCUUGAAGUGUUAUCAGUUGGUUAUGAUCGAACCCUUGGCGGACAAGAAUUUGAUAUUCGCCUUCAAAGAUAUUUCGCCGAAGAAUUUGACAAGAAAUUUAGUGGAAAAUUAAAAUCAUCUAUAUUCACAUCGGAACGUGCCAUGACUAAACUUUAUAAAGAAGCAAAUAGAGUGAAACAAAUUCUCAGCGCCAACACGGAUGCUAUUUCUUCGAUAGAAAAUUUACACGAAGAUCUUGAUUUUCGAUUUCCUAUUACGAGAAGUAAAUUUGAAGAAAUAACGGCUGAUCUUAGAAAACGCGUCAGUGGCCCUAUUAAUAAUGCGUUAAGUAACGGCAAAUUAACUUUAGCUGAUCUUCAAUCUUGCGUAUUAGUUGGUGGUGGAGUUCGUGUACCAUCAAUUCAAGCUGAGCUUAAAAAUACAGUUGGAGAAGAAAAAAUCGCUCAAAAUGUAAAUGGUGAUGAGGCUGCUGUGUUUGGUGCUGCCUUCAGAGGAGCAGGUCUAAGCCGCCAAUUUAAAGUGAAAGAAAUCAAAGUUAAAGAUAUAACUCCUUAUCCUAUUGAAGUUGAUUAUUCUUCUGAGCCAAAAAAGUCUGAAGAUGGCACUUCAAAAUCUAAAGUAUACCAUACGGUGUUGUUUAAUGAGUUUACUGCGGUUGGAACUCGUAAAAUGAUGAGUUUCCCACGUACAAGUGAUUUUAAUUUUUCAUUAAAUUAUGCCAAACUAGAUGACGAAAUCGCGAGAGAUUUUGGGCCUACAAAUAUUGCAAUUUCUAAAAUUACUGGUUUGACUGACGCUAUCAAGCAAUUUAAUGAUGUUGGUGUAGAACGCCCUAAAGUCAAAGUUACUUUGCAACUAUCUGAGUCCGGUCUAGUUUCUGCUACAGAUGCUAUCGUGACUAUUGAACAACAGUCUUUCGCAGAUAAAUUCAAAUCAUUUUUUAAAUCAGAAGAGUCAAUUAAAGAUGUUCCAUUACCGGAUGAAACACCAAAUUCAGUGAAUGCUUCAGAAUCUACACCAGAAGUAAAUGCAACACAAACCAAUGAUACCGAACCAAUACCAAAACUAACCAAAAUAGAGACAAAGAAUUUGAGCAUUGAGAUAGAAUAUGUUGGUAUCAUACCUUUGGGCGAAAAUGAGAAAGUCGUAUCAAUUAAGCGACUACGUGCAAUGGAUGCAUCUGAUCUUCAACGACGAGUACGCGAGGAAGCAAGAAAUAACUUGGAAGCUUUUGUUUAUCGCGUACAGGAUUUCAUUGAAAAUAAUGAAGUAAUACUUGUUAGUACGGACAAUCAACGCGCUGAAUUAAAAUCAAAGUUGUCUGAAACAUCUGAUUGGUUAUAUGAAGAAGGCGAGAAAGCUGAGACCGAAGAGUUUAGAAUGCGUCUCAUGAGUCUCAAGUUACUUGAACAACCUAUUGCAUUUCGACGAGAAGAGCGAGAUAAACUUCCCGGAGCAAUUUUUACAAUCAAAACUGCUAUCAACAGCACUCGUGCUUUUAUUGAAGAAAUCAAAACGAACUCUACAGCCGAAAAUCGUUAUUAUACAGACGAAGAACUUAACAAAUUAUUAAAUAUAGUCGGGAAAGUUGAAGAUUGGCUUAAUGAAAAAUUAGUUUUACAAGAAAAAACACCACCUCACUUUGAUCCAAUUUUGACUAGUAUAGAUAUUGAAAAUAAAUUAAAAGGAAUGGAACGCGAAUUUUUACUUUUGCCUAUUAGUAAACCAACCACUACUAUAUCAUUAGAAACUAAAACUAAAGAAACUGAGCAAACAAAAUCCAAGCACGAUGAAUUAUAA
Funneliformis geosporum is the source of this 2550-nucleotide messenger RNA. NCBI's taxonomy places the organism in Eukaryota, Fungi, Glomeromycota, Glomeromycetes, Glomerales, Glomeraceae. The record is from the annotation of a GenBank genome assembly.